GGAAGGAAGGAGGGCCAUGGCGCUGAGCCCCCCGGAGAGGCAGCCGGGACCCCCGGAGAGGACCCCGCACCCGGCCCCGGAGGAGGAGCAGGAGGAGGAGGCGGCCGAGGUGGAGGCCGAGGUCUGCGGAGGUUUGGAGGCCGAGGGCGCCGGGAUCCCGCUCCACUCGCCCUGGACCUUCUGGCUCGACAAGUCCCUUCCUGGUACCACAGCUGCUGAAUGUGCAUCAAAUUUAAAGAAGAUCUACACAGUACAAACUGUACAGAUAUUUUGGAGCGUUUAUAAUAAUAUUCCUCCUGUGACAAACCUGCCUCUGAGAUGUAGUUACCAUUUAAUGCGUGGAGAAAGACGACCUCUAUGGGAAGAAGAAAGCAACGCCAGAGGUGGUGUCUGGAAAAUGAAGGUCCCCAAAGAUAGUACGUCUGCAGUUUGGAAAGAACUGUUGCUAGCUACCAUUGGGGAACAGUUUACAGAUCGCUGUGCAGGAGGUGACGAAGUAAUCGGGGUUAGUGUCAGCGUUCGUGAUCGGGAAGAUGUUGUUCAAGUCUGGAAUGUCAAUGCAUCACUAGCAAGUGAAGCUACAGUUUUAGAAAAAAUCUAUGAACUUCUGCCACAAACAUCUUUUAAAGCAGUUUUUUAUAAACCUCACAAAGAACAUCAUGCCUUUGAAGGAGGACGUGGAAGGCAUUAACAGUACUGAACUCAUAAAUUGUAUUUUUCCCCUUUUUCCCGAGAUCAUCAUAAUGGAAAGAUGGACAAAACACUUGUAGAAACAUGGCAACUGCCGGUUCAUUUCAGAUUUUUCUGUCCCACCUGAGCCACUGGUAUCCAAAAGCAAGGAGAAUUGCAUCUGAGUUAUUGAUCAUGAGGUUUCUUUUGACUUCUCAACACAGAAAAGGCUCUCCUUUUUAAAGUAUUCUUUUUCUUUUAAAGUAGAAGACUUUGUGUUUAAGUAUUUUUGCUGUACCUAGUUUUAAAUGCAGAUGUGCACAGGCAUGCUAUAUGCUCCCUUUUUCAAGACUGUCCGCACCUAGGGAAAGAAUUGCUUUGUGGAUCAUGGUUUUGUUUCUGUCUUGUAUUAUUUGCUUUGGAACAUUCCUAUCAAGCAAAGAUCUACUCAUACAAAUUUGCACUGUUGUAAAAUACAGUGGAAGAAAUCAGUUAACAGAAAUCCUACUUAGCCUCCAUGGGAAUGAAUGGAGCGUGGAUAGCGCUGGUGCUGAUUGGCUUGCUUCCAGUCAUGCACUGCUUAUGCACUGAUAAUGCUUGUACUGUAAGUUAAAUUGCAGUGAUCCCUGAACAGAGACUGUGAACUCUGAAUAUACUUCUUUUUAACUAAUUCUGAAGACAAAUCCUUUAACAUGCAUUGAACUAGGAUACACUUUAUGGUGGCCUUGGAGGGUGGUACCAUCAGACAUUCAGUAAACUAGGCUGUGCUCAAACAAAAUGGCUGUUUGCGAUUAUAUAUCCACUCUGAUUUCUGUUACAGCAGUGCUUAAGUUGCUACAGAGGUCAGGAAAAGAACUAUGGAAUUGUAGUCUAAAAAGUAACUUUUCUGAGUUCUGGCCACAGUUGUGCUAGUUGUAGUGCAAAAGUUUCCUAUCAUAUAUGGAGCAGUUAGUUAUUAAUCAGUGUUGGUUCUUUUCUGGCUGUCUGAAAAGUCUGAUUAGGCAAAAUGAAUGAUCUUUCAAUAGGAAACCAUGGACUCUUUAUUCUGAAAGUGGCUAAUUUUGAUUUUUUUAAAAAGUGAUAUUGUAUAAAAGCUUAAAAAAGGAACUUUAAAACUCCCCUAUGCUCUCCCUUAUAACAGGAAACUUCAUAGAUAUACUUUUAGGACACUUGUUAAAACAGACCUUUCCUACCCACCGCCUCACUAAUCAUAUCCCAUUGAAACCAAUAUCAAAUACAUUGUAACUUCAUUGUAAAAUACAGUACAACUGUGUAGUUGCAAGCUAUCAUGGCGCCUUAAAUACCUUUUUCAAUGUAGAGAGAAGUCAGUUACACUUUUGAAGCAUGAAUGUGAACAUUUUCAGCAUUUGGUUUGCAUCUUUUCCUCUCCGUACUGAAUUAUUGGAGAUUUUGGUAUAUUUUUAUUACAGUACCAAAGAUUGAUUUAGUUCCUCACAAGAGGAUGCCGAUGAGUUAGAGGGGUAGUGCAUCCAUCUAGGCUGAAUUGCUGGAUUAGUAUUAGUAUUUUAAAAAUUGUUCUGACUGCACUGACACCAACCCAUUUUAAUUUCACAAAAAGUGGCCAUUGGAAUUCAAUGCGUUUCUAAAUAAAUCAACUUUCCCUUUUUAAUUUUUGUACUAGUUCAUCUGUAUUUAUGAAUUAAACUUGUGCAUUUAAUGAGAAUUAUUAAAAAGUUUUAUAAACUGA
Sceloporus undulatus (fence lizard) is the source of this 2377-nucleotide messenger RNA. It is a transcript of the gene EIF4E3, whose product is annotated as eukaryotic translation initiation factor 4E family member 3. NCBI's taxonomy places the organism in Eukaryota, Metazoa, Chordata, Lepidosauria, Squamata, Phrynosomatidae. Gene Ontology annotation, cellular component: eukaryotic translation initiation factor 4F complex. The record is from RefSeq and is a predicted model, not a curated record. Gene Ontology annotation, molecular function: RNA 7-methylguanosine cap binding; translation initiation factor activity. Gene Ontology annotation, biological process: translational initiation. The coding region runs from base 17 to 691 and encodes 224 amino acids. The transcript has 7 exons.